Molecule: messenger RNA, 4479 nt
Organism: Humulus lupulus (European hop)
Lineage: Eukaryota; Viridiplantae; Streptophyta; Magnoliopsida; Rosales; Cannabaceae
Product: probable ubiquitin-conjugating enzyme E2 24
Exons: 9
Coding region: 1396-4119 (907 amino acids)
Source: RefSeq, a predicted model, not a curated record
UCUUCCUUAUAUCUAAUUGGAUGUGAUUAGCACCAACCCCACUCAACCAGCUCCAGCUUCCAAUGUCUGUGAGAUCAACUCCAUUCUAGAGAGAGAGGGAGAGAGAGUGCUCUGUGUGUUUUCUCAUUGUGCAAUGGUUUCCAGUUAUGGUAAUGGCGUGAUGACCAGGAUUCAGAGAGGAAAUGGGCCUCUCUGAAUUCCAAACCUUUUCAUUGUUUCAGGCUUUGGAACUCUUUUCUUAGCUGGGAUAAAAGUUGGGUUGAGUGAAUGUGAGGUUUCAAGAAAAGAUAUAUAUAUAUAUAUGUAUAUAUAUUACGUUCUGGGUUAACCUUCUUUGAUCAAGUUCUUAUGGGAUUUCCUGGUUUAUUUCCCCAUAGUUAUUUCAAUUUGCUAUCUUUCAGAGGUUUCUGAGCUACCAAAAGACUUUCAGGACUGUUAGACUGGUGGAAAAUCUCAGUUGAUAUUUGACUUUGAAAAGGGUCUAGUUGUUACAUAUGACUUUUAAAACCAUCAGGGAAACAGAAGCCAAUUGUUGUAACAUAGGUGUCAUUGCUAGUUCUUUUUUCAGAGAAAUUAAAACAUUCAGAGAGCUCUUUUGAACUCUGGCAAUGUCGGUUGUUGAUCCCUGAUAGUUUGAAAAGCAUUGUUUGAACCCCUACAUACUUGUCUAACUUUUGAAAAGAUUUUGGUUGGUUGAGUUCUUUAUACAGGGCAAAUCUCCUCUUGGCACUGAAUGAACCCAGAAAGAAUCUUUGGAUUCUUUUUUGGGGCAAAUCUCCUUUGGCAAUAGAUAUAGGAUCUUUUGGUUAUUUUAGCAUACAUAUUGUUGUUACUUCAGGUUUCAGCUCUAUUGGGCAAAUCUCCUUUGGCAAAGUUACUUUAUCCCCUUGGUUUGGUGACAUUUCCCUUUAUCAUUUGGAAUUGAUCUAUCAUCUUUACGCCACCCUUCCAGUAGGAAAGAUCUCCUUUGGCACUUGAUAUUGAGGGGUAAAUUCACUCAUUCCUUUGAGACUUAUCUCAUCUUGCAGUUGCAUAUCAUUGGUAUCUGCAGUUGGAAACUUCGAAUCAAGAUUUCAUCUAAGAGGUCUUCCUCUAGCAGAAAUCUUCAGUCCAUAAAUUGGGCAAAUCUCCUUUGGCAUUAGGAAGACCUUAGUUGGCUUCCAUCGUCCUUGUUGGGCAAAUCUCCUUUGGCAUCACAUCUCCAUUUUUGGAGAUACUGACACAUUAUUUGUGUCAAUUAUCAACUGGAUAUUCAAGUGUUCAUCACAAAGAAUUGUUCUAGUUGCCACUAGGUUUUCCUGUAGGUUCUACUAACACUGCUCAUCCUUAAAGAAGUACACAUCGAGAGCCGAAAUAGAAGUUGGAUUGUCCACAUUGCUAAAAAAGGCUUGAGUGAUGGAUCUAUUCGCAAUCGACUCUGACUGGGAAAGUUCGAGUGAUAGUGGAAUGGAGGAUCAAGAAGAACUCGACUUUUUGUAUGGUGGGCAAGCUCAAAGCAUUUUUUCAAGUUUGGAGCAGAGCAUUGAAAAAAUUGACGAUUUUCUCUCAUUUGAAAGAGGAUUUAUGCAUGGGGACAUGGUUCUUUCAGUGACUGAUCCAUCGGGUCAGAUGGGCAGAGUUGUUGGCAUUGACAUGCUUGUUGAUUUGGAGAAUGUUCAAGGAAAAAUAGUAAAAAAUGUGAACUCCAAAAUUCUCUCAAAAAUUCGAUCCUUUUCAGUUGGAGAUUUUGUUGUUUGUGGACCAUGGCUUGGUAAAGUGGCUAGAGCCAUUGAUCAUGUAACUGUUAUCAUUGAUGAUGGGACUAAAUUUGAAGUCAAUACCAUGGAUCAGGACAAGCUACUACCAGUAUCUCCUAACAUACUUGAAGAUGCACAAUACCCAUACUAUCCAGGGCAGAGAGUCAAGGUUAAGCUCUCAAAUGGUUCCAAGUCAGCCAGAUGGCUAUGUGGUACAUGGAGGGCACAUCAAGAUGAAGGAACUGUUUGUGGUGUGGAAGCUGGUUUGGUGUAUGUUGAUUGGCUUGCCUCUCUUCUUACACCUAAUAAUCCUGAUCUUCCUUCUCCUCCGCGUGUGCUGAACUCCAAAAAAUUGACGUUACUGUCAUGCUUUCUGCAUGAAAAUUGGCAACUUGGUGAUUGGUGUAUACUUCCAACUUCUGCUCCUGCAUCAUCUACACAAACACACAUGAACACUCAUAAGACAUUUGAAAGAGGACUUGGAAGAAAUUCUUGCUCAAACAUUGAGGAAAUAUUUGUGAUUGUCAAGACAAAGACCAAAAUUAAUGUUGUGUGGCAAGAUGGCAGUACCUCUUUGGGACUAGACUCACCAAUGUUGCUUCCCGCUAGUGUAGUAAAUUCUUAUGAGUUUUUCCCUCAACAGUUCAUACAAGAAAAAGGCACAUGUGAUGAUCCUCACACGUUUAACAGCCAAAGAUGGGGUGUUGUUUUGGGUGUGGAUGCAAAGGAAAGAACUGUGAAGGUACAAUGGAGAACUGUUACCGCUCCUGAGCCGAAUAAUUUGGAUGAUGAGUAUACAGUAGAAACUGUAAGCGCAUACGAAUUGAUUGAGCACCCAGAAUACUGCUACUGUUUUGGUGAUCUAGUGUUCAGGUUGGUGCAGAAUCAAUUUAACGACGAAGCUGAUAAAGACCAUCCAAACACUGAGUUUUCCAAGAGUGAAGACGGUACAAACUAUGCUAAGAACAAGUUCUCUGAUACAUGCUAUCUAUCCUGCAUUGGCAAUGUUACGGGCUUCGAAGAUGGUGGUGUGGAGGUGAGAUGGGCUAAUGGUAUUACAAGCAAGGUUGCUCCUUAUGAACUUGUUCGGGUUGAUAAACAUGAAGGUUCAGCUGCAAUCUCUGUGGAUGAAGAAGUUGAGGACUUGAACGAAGAUAUGAUUGAACAUGACAAACAAUUUUCAAGAGACAAAAAAAUGAAUUUGCUUAAUUCCAGUGCGGUUGGUGGUGGAUGCAAGAAACACCUAUGGGAGACCACUUCCUUUUCUCUUCCACAAGCUGCCAUCGGAUUUUUCACAAGCAUAGCUGCAAGUCUACUUGGAACUUUUGAUUCCAAAUUGGAUCCAGAUUCAACACCAUUAGUUCAAGUUCCUGAAGUUCAAAGUGAAUCUGGGAUCUCUAAUCCAAAAGAAGUGCUGGAAGGGAUUGAUCUUUGCUCUGAACCAGAACUAAUAGCCGAGUUUGGUAUAUUUGGCAACAGACAUAUAAAUCAGGAAGCCAAACAGAUUCAAGAGGAUAAAGAUCUACCACAUGUGACCGAAACUGAUAAUCUAAAUAAGUUUAGUCAGUUUGAUAUGGUUGCAGACUGUUCCGACCACCAUUUUCUUGACACCGGUGCAGGGUUCACAUUGUCUCAGGCCAAAAGAAGUUGGCUAAAGAAGGUUCACCAGGAAUGGAGCAUACUAGAGAAAAAUCUCCCUGAAACAAUCUAUGUCCGAAUCUUCGAGGAAAGGAUGGAUAUAAUCCGAGCAGCCAUAGUUGGUGCACCUGGAACUCCAUAUCAUGAUGGUCUUUUCUUCUUUGACAUUUAUCUACCUCCAGAAUAUCCUCAUGUUCCACCAAUGGUACACUAUAAUUCUGGUGGUCUCCGUCUUAACCCCAACUUAUACGAGUCCGGAAAGGUCUGUCUCAGUCUUCUCAACACAUGGACUGGCUCAGACACCGAAGUGUGGUCAGAGACCUCCACUAUUCUUCAAGUGCUUCUCUCACUUCAGGCUCUUGUGCUUAAUGAAAAGCCUUACUUCAACGAAGCUGGUUACGAUCAGCAGAUAGGAAAAGCUGAAGGGGAGAAAAACUCAGUAAGCUACAAUGAGAAUGCAUUCCUUGGGACCUGCAGGUCCAUGUUGUUCCUACUCCGUAGGCCACCUAAGCAUUUUGAGGCCUUUGUGGAUGAACACUUAGGUAAACGCUCUCAUCAUAUUCUAAUGGCUUGUAAGGCAUAUAUGGAAGGAGCUCCAGUGGGUUGUGCUAAAACCGAAGACGACCCUCCAAAGGGAAGCUCAACAGGGUUUAAAAUUAUGCUUUCUAAAAUCUUUCCAAAACUUGUUGAGGCCUUUUCCAGUAAGGGAAUCGAUUGCAGCCAAGUUAAAUUGCCAGAAAAAUGAACAGAAGCUGCAAAGUUUCAAGUGACAGGAAGAUUUCAUAACCAAAUCUUUCUGUGCUUUUGUAUAAUCUGUAUAAUAGUUAGUGUGCUGAUUGAAUUCCAUCCAACAAAAAAAAAAAAAAAAGAAAAAAAAAUCUAACAAAAGCAAAAUGAUAAUGCUUUUGGAACAUGUUAUGUUUGUUCUGAGUAUGUGGUGAUUGAUUCCAUAAUAAGGUAUGUAAUAUAUUAAAGUGUAUUGGAAAUUUGUCAUCUUCCUCCUCGAGGCCUUAAAAUGUUGUAAUAUAUGAAUUGGUGUUGUGGAGGAAACUGUAAGCUUUUCAAUAGCAAUAAGUUGGAUUUAUGUGAUUUUGUUUAUGAUUAA